GCAGCGGAGCGCCGAUCAGAGCGCAGGGGAGCGGCUUCACCGUGACCCCGAUCUGCGAGAACCUAAACCACCUCUGCCUGGAGACCAACGGACCGGACGGACAGCACGGACGGCGACGUCAUUUUUUUCCCCCCAGAGGCAGACCGUGUUUUGUGGCGGUCAGACAGACAGCAACAGUUGUCACGAUGUCUGAGAUGAGAUGAGGCGGGAGCAGCGGAGCGAACACUGCGGCGCUGCUGUGAUCCGGGCCGGCCGGGAGAGACGUGUUGCUGCCGCGUCCCGCCUGCAAUGAUCCCGCCGCGUUAGUGAGCGGGACAGCAAGGGGAGCGUGCCAUACAUCUGUGUGUCAUCCCCGGCUCUCGGCGUCAUUCAGUUCGUCAGCCACAGCCCGGGUGUGUGGAGGUUUUGUGUGCGGCGGAGCUGAAUCCAGACGGCAGGGCGGGCUCAUGUUCCGCUCAGCAGCCACACGGGCUGUUGCGUGUACGGAGAGUCAGAGCUGACGAGCCUGCGGAGACACAGACCGACAGACAGGCAGUCAGGCAGGCCGAGAGACAGACAGGAGCGAGGGGAGGGGGGCGACAGCCUUCUUCGGCUCUCUCGACCCUCUGCGGAUCGAGCCGAGCCCCCUCCUGUUUCCACCCAGAACCCCCACCCACUCGUCUCCCGCUUUGGAUGGGGGGAAAGCAGAGCACGGCGGGGCGGCCCCGGGGUGCUUUUCCCGGUGUCUCUACGGAUGACAGCGCGGUGCCACCCUCGGCCCACUUCGGCCACUACCGGCCGAGCGGCACCAUGGGCCUGCGGAGCCGCUCGGUGAGCUCUGUGGCCGGGAUGGGCAUCGAGCACAGCCCCGCCGUGCCCUUCGGCUUCUACACCCCCAGAGGGACGGACUCGGAUCGAGCCGGAGGGGGGUCAGGGGGCACUACUGCCGCCCCCCACGGUACCGGCUACCAGGACACUGGGGGUGGAGGGCACCACACGGACGGUGUGCUCUAUCUGGGGUCCCGAGGGUCGCUGGCUGACACCUUGCCCCUGCACAUCGCACCCCGCUGGUUCAGCGCGCACAGCGGAUUCAAGUGUCCUGUCUGCUCCAAGUCUGUGGCGUCCAAUGAAAUGGAGGUUCACUUCAUCAUGUGUCUAAGCAAGCCUCGCCUCUCCUACAAUGAUGAUGUGUUGGCUAGGGAUGCCGGUGAGUGUGUGAUAUGUCUAGAGGAACUGCAGCAAGGGGACACCAUAGCCAGACUGCCGUGCCUCUGCAUCUACCACAAAAGCUGUAUAGACUCGUGGUUUGAGAUCAAUCGGUCCUGCCCUGAACACCCCUCUGACUGACUGACCACCAGGCCCACUCUGAAUACUGUUCAAGGACAUCUCGUGGUCCUGCCAUGGAUAUCUGGACACAGACGCAACCAAAUCUGAUGAAACAAUGAAAGCAAUUAACACAUGCUCAUCCUGUCAGAGUCCAUCAUCCUUACCAAGAUAAUUAUUCCUUGUGAACUGAACCCAAAAACCGUGUCUGACAAACCAUCGUACAUUAAAGGGACCCUCCCGAGACUUCCAUCUGACAUCUGCUGAUGAGACUGCUUAACCCCCCCCCCCCUCCUUCCCUCCCCUCUCCAUGCUAACAGAGUCCCUUAAAGGGCUUCAUCAGCCUCAACUCCUCCUCCAAGUCAGCGGCCUGUCACCUCCCAGAGAUGCUCUGGUCCUCGCAGGCCUCCAGCAGCUAGCCCUCCAUCUUGUGUCUGGAUCCAGGCCUGUUAGUCAUUAGGUCCAGCCCUUCCAUGGCCUUAACUGGGGAGAGGAGAGGAAGCAGAGCGAGGAUGGGGCAUGAGCCAAGAAUAGGGAAACCAUACAAGCCAGAAGGAAGACAAUGAGGGGGAGGAAACCAACAACUGGAGGAUUGCUGAAGCUGGCUUUGAGAUCAGACUUUGAUGUUAAUCGGCAGGCCUCUCGUCUCUCACAAAAGGACUCCAGCUCGAUGUGAUGUCCCUUCAUGAUAGACUGGGUACCAGUGUGCUUCUUUCUCAUCGUUCUGUGCCCUUCCUCGCCAAUUUGACUCAUAGGAAUCAAAUCUAAAGUCCCCAAAAUGCUUCUUAGAUUUGGUUUGUGCACACCUGAGCAGGCAAGAACAAACUGGGAUGUCAGCGGGUUUUGUAUGUACAUGAUGGGGGUGGGGGGUCUUAAGGUGGACUAGAAGUGGAGAGGAGCAGUGUAAGCAUGCUCGGUUCUGGUUGGGAGGGAGGAGAGGGCCAGCAGUGUUUACGCUCCUACUGUGUAACAUGUGUCUGGAUGCUCCAGUGUCAGGCUUCACAUGGUAUGUGUAUGUACACUAUGUGUGUGUGUGUGUGUGUGUGUGUGUGUGUGUGUGCGCGUGCGUGCAUGUGUGUGAGAGAGAGAGAGCUUGGAAAUGUGACAACAUAGCUUUUUGCUGAAGCCUAAUGUGUGUGUGAGAGAGAGAGAGGCAGCGUGAAAGGUCAGUGUCGAGGGCUGACUGGGACAGUGCUGUGUGUGUGUGUGUGUGUGUGUCUGUGUAUUGAAAUGUUUACAGUGUAAAUGUCCAUGUUCCCUGUGUGUGCGACUGGCAGUCCUCCCUUUACUUUGCUGAUGUUUACAGCUCAAGAGAAGCGACAUGACAUAUUGUAAAUGACACACCUAACCUCUCUUGGUUCUUUUUUUUCCGAUCUGCCAGAUUUUUCAUGUGACCACGAUUAGUCAUUUUCUCGAGAGUGACAGCGUGUGUGUCUCUGUUUGUGCAUGUGUGUUUGAGUGUGUGAUUCCAAAGGCGCCUGUUGGUCUAUGCUACUGUCAGUUCCCCACAUUGUGUUUCUGCUAGAGUAGGUCUGGCUGACUGCGACUGGAGAUACGAGCCACUCAGACCCAACAAAGGACUCUGUAAUCCCACUGCGGAUCCACUGGAUGGGGCUUAUUUAUUCAUUUGUUCAUAUUUAACAAUAUUUGUUUAAUAUCCCUAUCAUGUGAGGUGUUACCCACUCUUCAGAAUGCCAAGAGCUGAUGUAUGAAGACUUCUAUAAACCAACAUACAAACAAACUGCAUUAACAAAGCUACUGUAAACAAAUGGUGGAAUAAAUUGUGCUA
This is a messenger RNA of Plectropomus leopardus (leopard coralgrouper), 3091 nucleotides long. It is a transcript of the gene znrf1, whose product is annotated as zinc and ring finger 1. Gene Ontology annotation, biological process: proteasome-mediated ubiquitin-dependent protein catabolic process; protein K48-linked ubiquitination. Gene Ontology annotation, cellular component: cytoplasm; membrane; intracellular membrane-bounded organelle. The record is from RefSeq and is a predicted model, not a curated record. NCBI's taxonomy places the organism in Eukaryota, Metazoa, Chordata, Actinopteri, Perciformes, Serranidae. Gene Ontology annotation, molecular function: ubiquitin protein ligase activity.